Molecule: messenger RNA, 1029 nt
Organism: Morus notabilis
Lineage: Eukaryota; Viridiplantae; Streptophyta; Magnoliopsida; Rosales; Moraceae
Product: lipid phosphate phosphatase epsilon 2, chloroplastic
Exons: 4
Coding region: 77-931 (284 amino acids)
Biological process (GO): lipid biosynthetic process; protein N-linked glycosylation
Cellular component (GO): intracellular membrane-bounded organelle; endoplasmic reticulum membrane
Molecular function (GO): dolichyldiphosphatase activity
Source: RefSeq, a predicted model, not a curated record
CCUUUGUUCUCCAACGACACUUUUAAUUAGCAGAAAGACGCACGGUUUUUCUCUAGUUCCCCAUUUGGACCUAAAAAUGUCAACCACGGCCACUCAGUUUCAGCAGCCCAAUCUCAAACUCUUUCUCGGCCUUAAAUCCUCCAAACCCUUUAAAUCUUCUUCUCCAACGUUUCCUUGUUUCCCAACACCGAAUUUGGUUUUCUCCAAGAAAGGCCUGUCAGAGAAAAACGGCUGCUUAGUUGUCUUGGGUCCCAAAAAGGCCAUGUUUGAACUGACUGCUUUUAGGGACCGCACUAAUGGCGAUGAAGCCAUUAAAACGCUGGAACAAGAAGCUUUCGUUGAUGGGUCCUCUGAGUUUCGUGGUAGGCUUGUGAGUAAUAAGCUGGAAACGAUCCUCAAUCGACUGAGCAAGUGGGUAAUGUCUGGGGUUUUUGCUGGGGUGAUCUUGUGGAGGCAUGAUGCAGAAGCCGUGUGGAUUACCAUGGGAUCCGUUAUAAAUACGGUAUUAUCCGUUGCCCUUAAACGGAUAAUAAACCAAGAGCGACCCGCCUCGGCAUUAAAAUCAGACCCCGGAAUGCCUUCUUCACAUGCACAAUCCAUUUUCUUCAUUGUCACAGUUUCUAUUUUGUCAGUCGUGGAAUGGCUAGGGAUAAAUGAUGCUACAGUGGCAAUCAGUGGAGUUGCCUUGGCAUUUGGUUCAUAUCUUUCGUGGUUGCGGGUCUCGCAACAACUUCACACGCUAAGUCAAGUGGUUGUGGGAGCUGUUAUAGGUUCAGUUUUCUCUGUUUUUUGGUGCUGGUCCUGGAAUGCUUUUGUGUUGCAAGCUUUUGACUCCUCUUUAUGGGUUCGAAUUAUUGUCAUUUCGGGGGCUGCUGCAUUUUGCCUGGGAUUUCUUUUGUAUGUGUAUCAGAAUUGGCUUAGAGAUGAUUGAGGAAUUCCCUAAAUGACAUAUAAUUGUAAGCUCAAUGCAAUUCUUAUACAACUAUAUCGGAAUACGAUUCUUAUUUAAAUUUUCUCCACUUACUCUGA